Messenger RNA from Labeo rohita (rohu), 2532 nucleotides. RefSeq names its product citrate synthase (gene cs). The transcript has 11 exons. NCBI's taxonomy places the organism in Eukaryota, Metazoa, Chordata, Actinopteri, Cypriniformes, Cyprinidae. Gene Ontology annotation, cellular component: mitochondrial matrix. The record is from RefSeq and is a predicted model, not a curated record. Bases 105 to 1511 code for a protein of 468 amino acids. Gene Ontology annotation, biological process: tricarboxylic acid cycle; citrate metabolic process; carbohydrate metabolic process.
GUCCCUUUUUCAACCUUCACUGCGAGUACGGUAUCGAGAGGGGCACCUUCAAGCAGGGGUCGAUAAAGAACCACUUGUAAUAUUUAUACACACAUACAAGAACAAUGUCCUUCCUCUCUAUCAGCAGACUAGCCCCAAGGCUCCUCAGUUCCAAGAAUGCAGCAUGUGUUGUCGUCGCUGCCAGAAAUGUCAGCGCAUCCACGAAUUUGAAAGAUGUCCUGGCAGAUCUCAUCCCUAAAGAACAGAGCAGGAUCAAGAACUUCAAACAGCAGCAUGGCAAAACCACAAUUGGUCAGAUCACAGUGGACAUGGUUUAUGGAGGAAUGAGAGGCAUGAAGGGUUUAGUGUAUGAGACCUCUGUGCUUGACCCCGAUGAGGGCAUCCGUUUCCGUGGCUACAGCAUUCCAGAGUGCCAGCAGCUGUUGCCCAAGGCUCCUGGAGGAGAGGAGCCGCUGCCAGAGGGUCUGUUCUGGCUGCUGAUCACAGGACAGGUGCCCACUGAGGAGCAGGUGACUUGGUUGUCUAAAGAGUGGGCUAAGCGUGCGGCCCUUCCAUCUCAUGUGGUCACCAUGCUGGACAACUUCCCCACCAACCUGCACCCCAUGUCUCAGUUCAGCGCCGCCAUUACGGCUCUGAACAGCGAGAGCAGUUUCGCUCGGGCAUACUCUGAGGGAGUUAACAAGGCCAAGUACUGGGAGUUUGUGUACGAGGACUCCAUGGACUUGAUCGCCAAGCUUCCUUGUGUGGCAGCCAAGAUCUACCGUAAUUUGUACCGUGAAGGCAGCAGCAUCGGCGCCAUCGACUCCAACCUGGACUGGUCACACAACUUCACCAACAUGCUGGGCUACAGCGAACCACAGUUCACAGAACUCAUGAGGCUCUACCUCACCAUCCACAGCGACCAUGAGGGUGGAAACGUCAGCGCACACACUAGUCACCUAGUAGGCAGUGCCCUGUCUGACCCCUACCUCUCCUUCAGCGCUGCUAUGAAUGGCUUAGCUGGACCCCUGCACGGACUGGCCAAUCAGGAGGUGCUGGUGUGGCUGACCGCCCUGCAGAAGGAGCUCGGUGGUGAGGUGUCUGAUGAGAAAAUGAGAGAUUACAUUUGGAACACACUCAAAUCAGGCAGAGUGGUGCCAGGCUAUGGCCAUGCUGUGCUGAGGAAGACAGAUCCUCGCUACACCUGUCAGCGUGAGUUUGCCCUCAAGCACCUUCCUAAUGACCCCAUGUUCAAGCUGGUAGCUCAACUCUACAAAAUCGUACCCAACGUGCUUCUGGAGCAGGGCAAGGCCAAGAACCCCUGGCCCAACGUAGAUGCUCACAGCGGAGUCCUGUUGCAAUAUUAUGGCAUGACUGAGAUGAACUAUUACACUGUGUUGUUUGGCGUAUCCCGGGCUUUGGGCGUCCUCUCCCAGCUGGUGUGGAGCAGAGCGCUCGGCUUCCCUCUGGAGCGUCCCAAGUCCAUGAGCACGGACGGACUCAUGGCUCUGGUUGGAGCCAAAUCAGGCUAGAGAGGGAAAGACCAUGCCAGCGGAGUGGGUACAGGAAGGGGAGGAACUUAAACUAUUAGAAACAAGCCCCCGGGCUAAAGGAUUUAAAGAGACAGUACACUUUUAAAUUUCAUCUAAGAAGGGCCUUUAUUAACAUAAGCAUCAAGAUUACACUUCCCAUUUACACGUUAAUUAAUCUUCCACACGCAGAAUGCACAUUUAAAGCUACUUUUUCACAAAUGUGUAGAUGCAUUACACAGUCAUCGUUUGCGGUCGCUCCUUUUUAAAUUUUUUUCAGACCGUAUGAUGCAGCUAUGGAUGUAGCGAGGUGGUUUUGAUGAGGAAGGCUGUGUUGUUGUCCAAGAACACAGCCGAGAGUGACAAGUCGUUCCAGAAAUCACCUCUCUCCUUAUUUAAACUAAUGACUAUGAAAUACUAGUUAUGAAGACUUAGUUCACCUAGUGUGUAAAAAAACCCUUUAUUCUCAGCUCUCACACCAAUUAUUUCAGUUUUAGUCUUGUAUUUUUACUCUCCUAAGGUCAGAUGUUCACUCGAGCCUCUGUUUGUAUGAGGAAAUGCAUUCGACAAAGUUUGACUAGGCGUCCCUCUAGCUAACAUCACGUUUCUCCUUGUAAGAGCACUCCAUGAUGGCAAUACGGUCCUCUCUCAAUAGAAUUGAUUCUGUGAGUUCAGUUCAAAUUGGGAAGCUUGUAUAUUUGUUUAAAAGGGUACUGCCCCUUUAAGUUAUCUCUCAUAUUGCUCUCUGACUUCAACCAAUCGUCUUCAUCUUCCUGUCUGUUAUUUGGAAGCACAUGUGGUGCCCUCUUUAUUUGAAAUGACCAGUCCUUCUUUAUUUCACCAGUGGACAUUAGCUUUGAUUUAAAGGUUUGUGUCAUUCACACAAGUUAUUGUAGUCGCAGGUAAUUCGCGUACCAACUUGAGAGCAAGUCGAAUUUGUGGCGUUUAAGUGUUCAUCCAAGAGUGCUCAAAAUAUGCUACUUUUUUACCUGUUUAGAGUUUUAGUGUCUUUUUUUUUUUUUUU